AUGACCGAUAAGAUCUUCAAACUUGCCGACGCAGAUGGCCAUUUCCGGCGCAAGGCUUCGGCGUUUAGAUCUAGCGUGUCCAGAGACGCAUCAGCUGAAUUCCCAGCCGAGAAGGACCGCUAUGUUCUUUACAUCAAUUACGGUUGUCCAUGGGCCCACCGUGCGAAUCUACUCUGGCAUCUGAAGGGACUCCAGGAUAUCAUUCAGAGGGUAGUCACAGACCCUGAACUUGGACCAGAGGGGUGGUUCUUCUCGGGCCGAUGGGGUUCCGCGGAGAAGGAUCCGCUAUAUGGAUUUAAGUAUCUCAAAGAGCUCUACUUCAAGGCAGACCCAGAGUAUGAGGGGAGAUUCACAGUUCCGGUGCUAUGGGACAAGAAGAAAGAGACAGUCGUCAACAAUGAGAGUAGCGAGAUCAUUCGAAUGCUCUACACUGAAUUUGACGAUCUCCUCCCAGAGCACUUACGCGAAAUCAAUCGUCCAGGAGGUGGUUUCUAUCCGGAAAAUCUGAGAAAGAAAAUUGACUCUAUGAAUGAAUGGGUAUACCCGCAAAUUAACGAUGGAGUCUACAAGGUAGGGUUUGCCACGAACCAAGAGGCGUAUCUCAAAAACAUCUACCCCCUUUUUGAGGCCUUGGACCGAGUCGAAGCCCAUUUGAGUCAGCCGGAACACCAGCCGUUCUUAUUUGGAGACCAUAUCACUGAGGCUGAUAUUCGUUUGUACACGACAAUCGCGAGAUUCGAUGUUGCCUAUUAUUGCAUUUUUAAAUGCAACCUGAAGAUGAUCAGACACGGUUACCCGCUCUUGGACCGUUGGUAUCGCAGACUUUACCAUGACGAGUCUGAUCUAACUCGUGGAGCAUUCAAGAAAACGACAUACUUUGAAAUUUGCAAGUUCGGCUAUUGCGUUGCUAUCACUAAGAAGUCAGGGAGCACCCAGCCAGUGGUGAUUCCUGCUGGGCCAGUUCCUGAUAUUCUACCCUCAGAGUAA
This is a messenger RNA of Penicillium malachiteum, 987 nucleotides long. RefSeq lists its product as uncharacterized. The transcript has 3 exons. Lineage: Eukaryota; Fungi; Ascomycota; Eurotiomycetes; Eurotiales; Aspergillaceae. Gene Ontology annotation, cellular component: cytoplasm. The coding region runs from base 1 to 987 and encodes 328 amino acids. Gene Ontology annotation, molecular function: glutathione transferase activity. The record is from RefSeq and is a predicted model, not a curated record.